Cryptococcus amylolentus CBS 6039 is the source of this 597-nucleotide messenger RNA. RefSeq lists its product as hypothetical. The coding region runs from base 1 to 597 and encodes 198 amino acids. The record is from RefSeq and is a predicted model, not a curated record. The transcript has 3 exons. Lineage: Eukaryota; Fungi; Basidiomycota; Tremellomycetes; Tremellales; Cryptococcaceae.
AUGUCAGACCAGUACACUGCCGCAGCCGCAGCCGCCCCCUCCAUCACCCAGAAGCUCGCCGACCUCAAGGGCCUUCUCUCGUCACAGAGGACCGUCCUCCUCGUCACCCACGCCCCCAAUGGCCAGCUCCACUCCAGGGUCAUGGCCCCCGCCCAGAUCAGCCCAGACUGGAAGUUCUACUUUAUCUACGACCGUGACUCUUACAAGAACAUCGAGGUCCAGAAUGACGUCCAUGUCAACCUGAGCGUCGACGGGAUGGUCACAAACAAGGGUUGGGCCUCUAUUGCCGGUAAAGCCAAGCAAAACGUCGACCCUGAACUCUUCCAAAAGCUUUACAACCCCACUAUCAAGGCUUGGUUCGCCGACAAGGGCGACGGAGUCCACGACGGCUCUAUCACCGACCCCCGUAUCGCCGUUCUCGAGGUCCGAGUUGAGGAAAUCAGACACUACCACCAGCAGAGGACGGCCAUCGGCACCGUGAUUGAUGUCGUCACCAGCGCUAUCCAGGGCGCCACUGCUACACCAGGAGAGAUUAGGGAGAUUACUGGAGCUGAGAUUGCUGAGGCUUGGGAGAAGGGAGAGUUGAAAGAAGAAUAA